UAACAUAUCCCUAAGCCUCAAUACAAACAACAGUUAACCCGACUAAUUAACUAAUUGAAACAUUACAACAACAAUGUCACUUUUGCCAUUUUUUGUUAGCGUUAAAUAAAUUGGUUGUUUUAAUUUCAUAAUUGAUAUCGGCAUCUGCAUACGUAUGGUAUGGAGGCCCAGGGGAAGGCACUAAUGGUGAGUUUUGAAGCCCUACCCUGGCCCAGGGUAUUCGUUGAACGGUGUUUUAUUCGCAGCCAACAUGCGGAGACAUAACAGAGGUUUAAGCGUCUGCGGGGUGCCAGGCGAAAUAGAAGGCGAUGAAAAGAAGAAGUUGGACAGAGAGAGGAGUCUCUCCGUUAAGCAGAUACGGGCGAGGAAACGCAGAAAUUUCAUCAAGGAGUACAUAAUCGACUACACCUCCAACUCUAAUCUCCACGGCUUGAAGUAUAUUGGCGAGAAAGAGAGAACUUUCAUUGAAAAGGUGUUCUGGCUGUUCAUGUUCACGUGCUGCGUGGUGCUGUGCGCGGGGCUGAUCCGCAAGGUGUGGAUCAAGUGGAACGAGAGCCCCGUCAUCGUGAGCUUCGCGGAGACCUCCACGCCGGUGUGGCAGAUCCCGUACCCGGCGGUGACGGUGUGCUUCGAGACGAAGGCGAUGCAGACGCGGUUCAACUUCACCGAGUACUACCAUCUGUACUACAACGAGAGCACCCUGGCCAACUUGACUGAGGAGGAGAAGCACCUCUUCGAGGACAUAUCGCUGGUGUGCGACGACCACCUGUCCCCGCCGGGAGGCAGGAAGAUCUCUAAUGGAAACGAGACCGUCAACAACAUCAGAGUGACGUCUCCGAACAUAACGGACGUGUUCUUCGGCUGCAAGUGGAAGGAUGCGCCGCGGGACAGCUGCACCGACCUGUUCUCGCCCAUCCUGACGGAGGAGGGGCAGUGCUACACCUUCAACACCCUGGGCGCCUCAGAGAUGUUCCGGACUGAGAAUCUACACCAAGAGUACGGCUACUUGGAGCACGAGAACUCCGCCGACAACUGGACGCUGGAGGACGGGUACCCGCCCAUGACGCCGCUCGAGACCUACCCGCAUCGCGGCUCCGGAUACGGCGUUAAAACUGGCUUAACGUUUUUGUUAAAGGCUAAGGAAACUGACUUGGAUUAUCUGUGCAAGGGACCCGUCCAAGGAUUCAAGAUCCUCCUGCAUAACCCGGCAGAGUUACCGCGGCUGUCGCAACAAUACUUCCGUUCGCCUCUGUCGCAAGAAGUCGUGGUCGCCGUCAAACCCAAAAUGAUGACCACGUCGGAAGGCCUGCGACCUUACGACCCCACACGUCGCCAGUGUUACUUCCCGACUGAGCGGUACCUGAGGUACUUCAAGGUGUACACUCAAGCCAACUGUGAGAUGGAAUGCCUCACCAACUUCACGAAUGUGCGGUGCGGAUGUGUGCAGUUCGGAAUGCCCCACGGUCCAAACAUGUCGGUUUGCAAUGCCGGUAACAGGGAUUGUAUGAAGCAAGCACAAGUGGAACUGGUAACAGUGGAGAUCCUAAGCGGUUUAGACCCUCACACAUCUCACAACGACACUCUCGGGGACGCUCGGGCGGUGGCGGCCGAGUGCCGCUGCCUGCCCGCCUGCACCUCCAUAGAGUAUGAGGCCGAGACCUCGCAGGCUGACUACGACUGGAAGGCUAUCUACAGGGCUUACAAGCUACCGAUUGAAGAGGACAUUGAUGACCUGUUCUACGCGCGCGUGAUGAUAUUCUUCAAGGAGGCGCAGUUCAUCACGUCCCGCCGCUCGGAGCUCUAUGGUCAGACGGACUUCCUCGCCAACUGCGGCGGUCUACUGGGGCUGUUCAUGGGCUUCUCCAUCUUGAGUGUGGCUGAAAUACUCUAUUUCCUUACUUUGAGACUCUGCUGCAUUUUAUGGCGUCGCAGGCGGUCCAAGAUGCGCGAAGCCAACAAGACCAAAGAAAAUGAAUAAUCUCAACAAAACCUACUCUAUUCAAAACCUCUAGUCCUACUUAGUUUCAAUAUUUAUUAAUCACAUAAUAUUUUAAACUAUCUACUUAAACUUAAUUAAUAUAAGUACCUACCUAAGUACUCACUUUAACCUA
This is a messenger RNA of Plutella xylostella (diamondback moth), 2111 nucleotides long. RefSeq names its product pickpocket protein 28. Gene Ontology annotation, cellular component: plasma membrane. Gene Ontology annotation, molecular function: ligand-gated sodium channel activity. The record is from RefSeq and is a predicted model, not a curated record. Lineage: Eukaryota; Metazoa; Arthropoda; Insecta; Lepidoptera; Plutellidae. Gene Ontology annotation, biological process: sodium ion transmembrane transport.